Molecule: messenger RNA, 599 nt
Organism: Lottia gigantea (owl limpet)
Lineage: Eukaryota; Metazoa; Mollusca; Gastropoda; Lottiidae
Exons: 5
Coding region: 1-555 (184 amino acids)
Source: RefSeq, a predicted model, not a curated record
AUGGAACGAGUUGGUUUGCUUGCGAUCUUGGCUAUAUGUUUGGUUCUUGCAAAUUGCAAAUACAUUGAAGCAGAUGUAAACAGGAUAGUGGACAAAUUAGGACUGGACUUCGUUGAAAUUUGGCAAGCAUAUGUACGGUCUUAUGACAAUUUGGAACUGGCAGCUAAAUUCAACAUUAAUGGAAAUAGAAGCGAGAAGAAAAAGGUUGUCAAGAGGUGGUUUAUUUUGUACACCCACAACUCCGUCGACAAAUGGGUGAGGUCUGAAUCCCUUCAAUUGGUAACUUAUUACUUGGAUGGAAGCAGUCCUAUCAAGGUGACAACUCUGCAUGAAAAUGGAACAAUGGAAGUCAUGUACAUUGGAAGUUUGUUGGAUAAAAGAUGUGAAAUACUCAAUUGUCAAUAUGAAUUUAUUCAACCAGUUGGUUCCACAAUGAAAGAAGAGAUUUUCGAUGCAGAAGGUUGGGCUGUUAUAAGUGCUGUCACUUCACCCGGUCUUGAAGGCUCGGAGGGUCUUUCCAUAAUAUUUGAUUCUGAAUUGACAUGUAGUCUAUAAAGUCUAGAACCAAUUUCUUUCUGAAGAAUAAAUUGUCAUGCAUC